Apus apus (common swift) is the source of this 2473-nucleotide messenger RNA. RefSeq names its product popeye domain containing 3 (gene POPDC3). Gene Ontology annotation, molecular function: cAMP binding. The coding region runs from base 592 to 1587 and encodes 331 amino acids. Gene Ontology annotation, cellular component: sarcolemma. NCBI's taxonomy places the organism in Eukaryota, Metazoa, Chordata, Aves, Apodiformes, Apodidae. The transcript is spliced from 4 exons. The record is from RefSeq and is a predicted model, not a curated record.
AGGGGGGUGCGGGAGCGGCGGGACGGGACGGGACGGGCGGCAGUUCCCGCCGCCUCGGCCGCCCCGGGCUCGGCUCCCCCGGGGGUCGGGGGGGGGGGUUCCCCGCAGUCCGGACCCCCCGGGGCGGGCGGGAAGCGCCUGCGCGCUGCGGCCUCUCGGUGCCGGCCCCGCCGCUGGCGCCGCCCGCAGCUCCCGCCGGCUCCUGCCUAUUUUAGUCACGGCGGCGGCUCGGUGGCCGCGGCGGGGCCGGCAGCCCCGGGGAGCGGCAGCACCGGCCCGUCCCGUCCGGCCGCGGCGCUCGGGAAACUUCCCCGAGGGCGCGGGGCAGGAGGAGCAGAUCAGGUGAAACUACAGGUGACAUGGCCAAAGUCAAGACCACGCAUGAACUGAUGAGAAACAGCAUUGCCUUCUGAGAUCAUCAGCCUCCUAAUUGCUGGAAAUCCUACGUGCAGCUUCACUACCAAAAGACACCCUGAUGUUGUGUGAUCAUUAAGCAGAGUUUGCAAGAAUGGAAAAGGAAAGGACCCCACUAACUGUGUCACAGAAAUAAAAAUUUCCAAGAUUCAGCCAAAUUGAAAAAUUAUUCCAGCCAUGGGAGAAAAUGCAAGUUUUUGGGAAGGUCUGAUUUAUGCACAUCCUACCUGUACCACCUGGAAGCAAGAGGCAGAGGGAUCUAUCUACCACCUAGCCAGUAUUCUCUUUGUUGUGGGCUUCAUGGGUGGAAGUGGAUUCUUUGGGCUUCUCUAUGUCUUCAGCUUGCUUGGAUUGGGCUUUCUCUGCUCUUCUGUUUGGGCUUGGCUGGAUGUCUGUGCUGCUGAUAUAUUCUCCUGGAAUUUCAUACUGUUUGCCAUAUGCUUUGUCCAGUUCAUUUACGUUACCUACCAAGUUCGGAGUGUUUCCUUUGACAGAGAAUUCCAGGAACUCUACAGCUCUCUCUUCCAGCCUCUGGGAAUUUCCUUGACUGUCUACAGGAAGAUUGUCUUGUGCUGUGAUGCAGAAGUGGUUAGCCUGGAGAAGGAACACUGUUAUGCCAUGCAGGGCAAAACACCUAUUGAUAAACUGUCCCUGCUUGUGUCAGGCAGGAUCAGAGUGACAGUUGAUGGGGAGUUUCUACAUUAUAUUUUUCCUCUUCAAUUUCUGGAUUCUCCUGAAUGGGAUUCACUGAGGCCCACAGAAGAGGGAAUUUUCCAGGUAACCCUUACAGCAGAGACAGAUUGUAGGUACGUGGCCUGGAGGAGAAAGAAGCUGUACCUGCUCUUUGCGAAGCACCGAUUCAUCUCCCGCCUGUUCUCGGUUUUAAUCGGGAGCGACAUUGCGGAAAAACUCUACGCCCUGAACGACCGAGUGCAGGUGGGGAAGGGCUUCAGGUACGACAUCCGCCUGCCCAACUUCUACCACGUCUCCCUGCCUGAGACCCCUUCAGUGCAGCCCUCCCACCACCUGCAGAGAGGGUCCCCCCGGCACAAGCCCCCAGGGGUCACAAACUCCUUCAGCGCGCAGUCCUGGAGGGAAGACUCGGCCACAGCCGCUCCCCAGGGCCAUGGAGGGAAGAGCAAAGCAGAAGAGCAGAAAGGUGGAGCAGAAUGAGACCCAGCCAAGCCAAAUCUGACUGACAAGUGCCAUUUACUUUCCCUGGGGUAGCUUGAAUUCUUCCCUUCUCUCGAGCCAGCGGGUUGGCUACUGCAUUUCGACCAUGCAAUACGUUUAGUUUCUGUCGGUCCUUUUGUUGAUCUUCAUCUCCUUACUUCUGGAGGAAUGCACAUCAUAACAGGCUGAAGUUUUAUUGCAACCAUGGGGGCCUCAGUGCUAUGUUUGUGGGUUGUUUUUUUUUUAAAAAAAAAAAACAAACAAUCCCACAGUAUUUGUAAUUGUACUUUCUCAAAAUUAUUUGCCAUCAUGAAGUGCAGUCAAUGAAAACAAGGAAGUUGUCUUCAAAAUCUAGCAACUUGCUUGUAACCUCCAUGUUGAUGCCAUGUGAACAUUGUCUCAAUUAACAUGAAGAAUAUUCCAGCAGAAGUCUAAAAGAUUUAUUGUAAUCAUUUUGGUUUUUAAAGAAAUUAAAGAUUUUGACAUGCACAGGAAGAUUCUUUAAAAAAAACAACAACAACAAACAAACAAAAAAACCCAAAAAAACAAAAGAGAACAACAAAUCCUGUCCCAUGGUUUCUCUCCAGCUGUCCUCAAGAGGUAUAUUAUGUGAAAACAAACAGAAAUGCAAUUGCUGGCAUUAGAAAAGUAAAGCAGCAAAUAGAGCUUAGAGAAAUGAUUGUGUUGUCUUUCUGACAGAAUGUGAUGCUGUAGGGCCUGGGCUUCCACAGUGUCAGUGCCAUUCGUGACAUAUACAAUAAAUGCUGUUAAUCAAUCAACUGCCAAACCAUUGGCAUUUGUUUGACAAUAUCCUUUUUAGCCAGGUUUGUCAGGAAGAAACUAAUUAAGAAGCAGCCAGAGCAAUAAAUACAAUUUUUAGCAGAAA